Messenger RNA from Suillus discolor, 1110 nucleotides. RefSeq lists its product as uncharacterized. The transcript is spliced from 3 exons. The record is from RefSeq and is a predicted model, not a curated record. NCBI's taxonomy places the organism in Eukaryota, Fungi, Basidiomycota, Agaricomycetes, Boletales, Suillaceae. The coding region runs from base 1 to 1110 and encodes 369 amino acids.
AUGACUACAUUUGUCCCUGGUGGUAAUCACAAUACUAUCAAUCUCCUGCAACAAAAGCAGGUCUUCAUCACUGUAUCUGCCAUCAUACUGUGUGCACAAAUAUAUGUCAUGCAGGUCACUCAAGAAGAUCUAGCUGAUCUCAACGCUGGAUCAAAGGAGAAGGCCCAGUGGAACGAUGCAGAGAUCAUUGCCCUCCUCAAUUAUCUUAUCACAAACAGAUCGAAGAUGGCAGCGACAUCCUUCAAGAUCGACACUUUUAACAAAGCAGCCACUGCUAUUGAGGCCCAGAACAUUAGGACACAGGGCAUUAUGAAGACUGGAGCACACUGGUGUGCCGCUGAAGAUGCUUGGUCUGCUUAUCUUACCAACCCAGCCAAUGCAGGGAUGAAGCAAUUCAAAAACGGAUGGAGAUUUUACGCUAAGAUGGAACAACUUCUGUCAAGAGUUAGCACCGCGCAUGGGGCAGCAGCAUAUAAUCCAUCAGCUGAUGCUGCUGCCACCGCCACCACCGCCACCACCGCUGACAUGGGCUUGGUGGCAGGUCCCUCUACUAGUAACACUCCGGGUGGGGUUGACAUUGCCCAUGAGCCCAUCACUCCAAGUCCAGUAGUCAUGGGACCUCCUCUCACGUCAGCAUCCAGUUCAGAAAGCGCUCCCAUACAGGACAUGUUAUUUGAUCACUCUGCUCUCCUUUCUACCACCUCCACUAGUGUGUCGCAUGUGUCGAGCGCAAUGUCGGACAAGAAACUCAAGCUUUCAACCCAGGGCAGUGGCAGGUCGCAUGCGAGCUCCAGCAAGAGGGCCGCAAAGGAGGCCGCCAGCACCGCUGCUGUAAUGAAUCUCCAAGGCACCAUCAGCUGCCUCGCAGACACUCUUAACUUGGUGUUUGGGUCCACGGAUGAGAGUCAGCUGGCAGAUGACAGAUCACAUGUGUUGCAGGCAAUACAAGAGGAGGAGACUUUGACGGGUGAGGACAAGCUCAUUCUUGUGCAUGCAUUCAUGAGGAGUCCAGUGAUCUGCUCUACAUACAUCCAGAUCAUGGAACUUGAUUUACGCACGACCUUUUUACGAAGCAUCAUCGAGCAGACGAAAAAAACUCUCAAUUUGUAG